Messenger RNA from Lutra lutra (Eurasian river otter), 6115 nucleotides. It is a transcript of the gene RAPGEF3, whose product is annotated as Rap guanine nucleotide exchange factor 3. The transcript has 28 exons. Gene Ontology annotation, molecular function: guanyl-nucleotide exchange factor activity. NCBI's taxonomy places the organism in Eukaryota, Metazoa, Chordata, Mammalia, Carnivora, Mustelidae. The record is from RefSeq and is a predicted model, not a curated record. Gene Ontology annotation, biological process: Ras protein signal transduction; positive regulation of GTPase activity. Gene Ontology annotation, cellular component: plasma membrane. The coding region runs from base 1443 to 4124 and encodes 893 amino acids.
UCCCUGUCCUGACCAAUUACUGGACGCUGCGGGUGUCGCGGUGAGUGGCCACUGUCUCCCCUCCCUCUCCGAAGCUGGAGUGGGGCGAAGAGGGCGGCUCUGGGCCAUCUGCGCGGUGGUGGACACUGAAGCCCAGGAAGGCGACGGGCCUCUAGUCCAGAGCCUGCAGAGGACUCUGGAAUCCCGAGGCUCAGCCUCCAGCCGCCCGGCAGCAGCCGGGGAGAGCGCUGCGGGCGUGGUUCUCGAAAAUCCCCUCUUUUCCACAGCUCUGCCACACCUCUGGCCCCCAUCCCUCCUGGAGAGCAGCCCUUCUUCUCCGGCCUCAAUUUCCCCACCCGCGUCCGUGCGUGUGUGUGCGUGUGUGUGUCUUGGGGAGGGGAGGCUCGGCAGCGGGAUUCCCCCACGGGAAAGCAGCCCAGUCCCUCCCCCGGGCUGUUCGAGACCCUGAACCGAAACAGGAGCCAGGACGCCCCUGGCCGGGAAGCGGCCCCAGCCCGGAUUUCCCUCCCGGGUGGGGCCGCAAUGACUCACUCCCCUCCCCCUUCACCCCGGUUUCCUUGUUUGCAUUUCUCCUCCCGGCCACGUGGCGGCCGGUGCCGCCACUCACGACCCGUACCCCGGCACCGCGGCCGCGGCGGCCCUGGCACACAAGCCCGGGCCGCUCCUGCCCCCUGGGGUUUCUCGGGUCUCUGGCUGGCCCCCGCCCUACUACCCCCGAGUCCUGACUCCACCCCCGGCCCAUGCCCGCUCCCUUCCCUGCACCCUCCCCCACCGUCAGUCCCCGCGCCUCCUCCCUGCCCUCUCAGCCGGUCCCGGGGAGGGGAAGGGGGCGGGGAGCGCAGGGGGGUGUGACAGCUCCCGCCCGGACCAGUGCCAGCUGCAGCCUCGCUUCAGUGCCCGGUGCCAGCUGGCUCAUUCGUCUGGGACGGAGGUGGAGGUUUGGGGCUCCUUGACGCAGGGGGGGGCUCCCCCCCACGCCCCCUGCCCUCUACGCACCUAAAAGGAGCUUCUCCACCCCGCCCGUUGCCCUGGCGGCGGGUCCAGCUAGGAAUUACCCUGGUCACUUCGCCUGGGGCUUCCAACCCACACCCUUCUAGGAGCAAUCGGGGUCUCGCUGAGGGUCUCCCCCCGCCCCAGCCUUUCGCUAGAGCCUGCAGGGCUGUGCGAGCUUGAGCAGGAACAUGAAGGGUUGCAGCACCUCCGCCUGACCAGUCCAGAGGACUCAAAGGAAGUGGUUCUGCCUGGGGCAAUUGCGCCCUGGUCCAGCUGCCCCGGUCCCAGCCCCAGUCCCAUGGCUCUCUGCCUUCCUCCCUGCGUCACAGGUGGGCUGGCCAGGUGAGAGCCGCUGGCAGGUGGGCCUGGCUGUGGACGACACCCCCUCUCUAGGAGCGGCACAGGUGGGAGGCCUCCCGGACGUGGUGCCGGAGGGGACCCUGUUCAACAUGGUACUGAAGAGGGUGCACCGGCCCCGAAGCUGUUCUUACCAGCUGCUGCUGGAGCACCAGCGUCCCAGCCGCAUCCAGGGGCUCCGCUGGACGCCACUCACUGACAGUGAGGAGUCCCUGGAUUUCAGCGUGAGCCUGGAGCAGGCGUCCACGGAACGGGUGCUCAGGGCUGGGAAGCAGCUGCAUCGACAUCUCCUCGUCACCUGCCCGACCCUUAUCCGAGACCGAAAGUACCACCUUCGGCUUUAUCGGCAAUGCUGCUCUGGCCGGGAGCUGGUGGAUGGCAUUUUGGCCCUGGGCCUGGGGGUCCAAUCCCGGAGCCAAGCUGUGGGAAUCUGCCAGGUGCUGCUGGAUGAAGGUGCCCUUUGCCAUGUGAAACACGACUGGACCUUCCAGGACCGAGAUACCCAAUUCUACCGUUUCCCCGGGCCGGAGCCAGAGCCCGCAGGUGUCCGGGAGUUGGAAGAGGAGCUGGUGGAGGCCGUGGCCCUGCUGUCCCAGCGGGGGCCUGACGCCCUGCUCACUGUGGCACUCCGCAAGCCCCCUGGUCAGCGCACAGACGAGGAGCUGGACAUCAUCUUUGAGGAGCUCCUGCACAUCAAGGCUGUGGCCCACCUCUCCAACUCGGUAAAGCGGGAAUUAGCAGCAGUUCUUCUCUUUGAACCACACAGCAAAGCGGGGACCGUGUUGUUCAGCCAGGGAGACAAGGGCACCUCAUGGUACAUUAUCUGGAAAGGAUCUGUCAAUGUGGUGACCCAUGGCAAGGGGCUGGUGACCACACUGCAUGAGGGAGAUGACUUUGGACAGCUGGCGCUGGUCAAUGACGCACCCCGGGCAGCCACUAUCAUCCUGAGAGAAGACAACUGUCAUUUUCUCCGCGUGGACAAGCAGGACUUCAACCGUAUCAUCAAGGAUGUAGAGGCGAAGACCAUGAGGCUAGAAGAACAUGGCAAAGUGGUGUUGGUCCUGGAGAGAGCCUCUCAGGGAGCUGGCCCUUCUCGCCCUCCAACCCCAGGCAGGAACCGAUGUGGGAAGUGCUAUGGAUUGGCUGUUUCUGCUAGGUAUACCGUGAUGUCUGGCACCCCAGAGAAGAUCCUGGAACUACUGUUGGAGGCCAUGCGACCUGAUUCCAGCGCUCAUGACCCAACAGAGACUUUCCUCAGUGACUUCCUCCUGACCUACAGCGUCUUCAUGCCCAGUGCCCAGCUCUGUGCCGCCCUCCUGCACCACUUCCACGCGGAGCCCUCGGUGGGCAGUGAGCAGGAGCACAGCACCUACAUCUGUAACAAGAGGCAGCAGAUCCUGCGGCUGGUCAGCCAGUGGAUGGCCCUCUAUGGCCCCAUGCUCCACGCAGACCCGGUGGCCACCAGCUUUCUCCAGAAACUCUCAGACCUGGUGAGCAGAGACACGCGGCUUUGCCUCCUGCUGCGGGAGCAGUGGCCGGAGAGGCGGCGACACCACAGGUUGGAAAAUGGCUGUGGGAAUGCAUCUCCUCAGAUGAAGACCAGGAACAUGCCCGUUUGGCUCCCCGCACAGGACCAGCCCCUCCCCAGCAGGAACUGUGCCAUUCGAGCUGGGGACAAAGUCCCCUAUGACAUUUGCCGACCGGACCACUCCGUGCUGACCCUGAAGCUGCCUGUGACGGCCUCCGUGAGAGAGGUGAUGGCAGCGUUGGCCCAGGAGGAUGGCUGGACCAAGGGGCAGGUGCUGGUGAAGGUCAACUCUGCGGGUGAUGCCAUUGGCCUGCAGCCAGAGGCCCGUGGUGUGGCCACAUCCCUGGGGCUCAAUGAGCGGCUCUUUGUCGUCAACCCACAGGAAGUACACGAGCUGACCCCACACCCCGAGCAGCUGGGGCCUACUGUGGGCUCUGCGGAGGGGCUGGACCUGGUGAGUGCCAAGGACCUGGCGGGCCAGCUGACAGACCACGACUGGAGCCUCUUCAACAGUAUCCACCAGGUAGAGCUGAUCCACUACGUGCUGGGCCCCCAGCACCUGCGGGACGUCACCACGGCCAACCUGGAGCGUUUCAUGCGCCGCUUCAACGAGCUCCAGUAUUGGGUGGCUACGGAGUUGUGUCUCUGCCCUGUGCCGGGCCUGCGGGCCCAGCUGCUCAGGAAGUUCAUCAAGCUGGCCGCCCACCUCAAGGAGCAAAAGAAUCUCAAUUCCUUCUUUGCCGUCAUGUUUGGCCUCAGCAACUCGGCCAUCAGCCGCCUGGCCCACACCUGGGAGCGGCUGCCCCACAAAGUCCGGAAGCUGUACUCUGCCCUCGAGAGGUUGCUGGACCCUUCAUGGAACCACCGAGUCUAUCGCUUGGCCCUCACCAAGCUCUCUCCUCCCAUCAUCCCCUUCAUGCCUCUUCUUCUCAAAGACAUGACCUUCAUCCAUGAAGGAAACCACACAUUGGUAGAGAAUCUCAUCAACUUUGAAAAGAUGAGAAUGAUGGCCAGAGCCGUGCGGAUGUUGCAACACUGCCGAAGCCACAGCAAUGUGCCACUGUCGCCUCUCAGAAGCCGAGUAUCCCACCUCCACGAGGACAGCCAGGUGGCGAGGAUGUCCACGUGCUCUGAGCAGUCCCUGAGCACCCGCAGUCCGGCCAGCCCCUGGGCUUAUGUCCAGCAGCUGAAGGUCAUCGACAACCAGCGGGAACUGUCCCGCCUCUCCCGGGAGCUGGAGCCGUGAGGCAGCUGGGGCUGGAGCAGGCACUUCCGGUCAGGAAAGCCAGGGCCCGCCCGGGGCCAGGAGGCCCGCAGGCCGGUGGCAGCUGGGCAGGGCUCUCCCGAGUGGACUCACGGCCCUGGAGUGGGCGGCAUGGAGGCGGCUGUCCCCCGUGAUGACAGACGGCCAAGGAGGACCUCGGAGUGGAAUGAGCUGGGGCCCAAGGCCAAGGAAUGGGGGGCAGAGAUGCCCUGGAGCGGGCGGGAGAGCAGAGCAGGCGCUGGAACUCGGUUCAAUAGAGAGCUCUCCACACCACGUUUUUCCCAGAUUCUGUGCAUCUGUGGCUUUGUCCUCAGGCCAUCUCCAGGCGCUUUGUUUUCAUGGUGGACAGAGGGAGCAGGUCCCAUCUGUAUGGCGGGUGUGCAGGCCCGGGGCAGGGCCGGUGUGGCCCGGGGAGGGGUGAGGGAGGAGGGCCCCUGCUGGUCUUCCCAGAGCACAGGAACAGGAGAUAAACAGUUGGGUGUGGCAGGGCCUGUUUGUAUGGGAGGGGUGGCCCCUGAGGAGCCUUACCGUUAACAGAAAUGACCGGGGAUGCUGUGUUCUGAGGCCAGCCCUGUGGGGUGUGUCAGUGAAGAGCUGGGGCGGAGGUGUUGUCUCUGGAGUGGACCCAGGGAGGCUGACAAGCGUUCCCACUGCUGUAGGGGGCUCUGGGAACCAGGCGGAGCGCCAAGACCGCUGACGGCCGGCCCCUGGCCGCAGCAGCUGCUGGGGCCUGGAGCCCCCGUCAGUGGCCAGCAGGGGUGACCCUCGGUUCUCCACUGUGGCCUGAGAGCUCCAUUACAGACCAGCCGCCACUGGCUCCUUCCACCCUCCCCUCCUGGCUGCGCUUGCUAUCCCUCUGCCUGCAGCGCGCCUCAGCCUGGUGGGUGGUCCUCUCCACAAACCCGAGGCCUCUAAGAAAUGGCCACUUUGUGGACGGUGAGAGAAAGAGCACUGAGGCGGAGGCCUCUGAGGGGAGCCAUCCCUUUCCCAGGCCUAGCAGGCUCCCAGGAAAUCCAGUUUCUUGAGAAUGGUCCCAGCCAGCUCUGCCCACAUUCAGUCCUUCCUCCCCUGCCCCUUCAGCACUCCUGUCCCACCCAGGGAGCUCCUCUGACGAAGUCCCAGGCAGGGCUUCCCUCCUCUCUCAGCUUCCUAUGGUCCUGAACGUGGUAGGGGGAGGUUCACUGUCUGGUCUAGAGAGAGGGAAACCUCUUGGUCUUGGGGAAUGACCUCAGAGUAGGCAUUGAGCGUCAGGGCCUGAGGGCUUCUGGAGGAAGUGGGCCCCUUCCUGGAGGCCAAGGAGGUAGCUGGUAUGACCCCGUACCGGCUCAAGUCCACCUCCUCUAACCCCUGCUUUGCCAGACCUCUUAUCCUAGUGGUCAGGGACACACAUACAAACUAUUCCCAGAGAGAAUUAGAGCCUUUUGCAGGAAGCAGCACAGCUGGGAUUACACCUCAGGUUUCUGAGAAUCCCAGCAAGUUAAGGAACAGUUCCCUGCCUCCAUUUCUCUAUCUGUAAAAUGGGUAUGAUGAUCUCAGUCCAGCCCUUUGUGACAAGUCAAACCAUAGCUCGGCCUCCAGAGCCACAGAGACAGUCUUGGCAGUCUGGUGUCCUCGGCCUGUCGGGGUGGGUAGAGAGCACCCAAACCCAGCCUUGAGUGAAGCUGGGCAGAACCCACUCCUCCAGGGAGAGCCUGAGUAGAGCAGAUGACAGGGUAACCAAGCCAGUUCCCUUGCCUAUGGGUGGAGAUGCAAGGCCACGGGGCAUGGAAGCUUCCAGAGCUGAGCAAUCAUGACAUGAGGCCCAAGCCUUGGUGAGUCAGGACUCCCAGGGGCUCUCUUCCGUCUGAAACCCAUUGUCUGAUGAGGUUUUGGCCAAGAGCAGACCAGCCCGCCGGCCAUAGCCCUUCACCAUCCUUUCAGACUCCAGAGUGAGACAUGCCUUCCAACAAUAAAAUGGAAGCCAAGCGUGGUCA